Messenger RNA from Hyla sarda, 1669 nucleotides. It is a transcript of the gene KATNBL1, whose product is annotated as katanin regulatory subunit B1 like 1. Gene Ontology annotation, molecular function: microtubule binding. The coding region runs from base 249 to 1154 and encodes 301 amino acids. The record is from RefSeq and is a predicted model, not a curated record. Gene Ontology annotation, cellular component: nucleolus. NCBI's taxonomy places the organism in Eukaryota, Metazoa, Chordata, Amphibia, Anura, Hylidae. The transcript is spliced from 10 exons.
ACAUUGGUCCCGCCCAUUUAUGCACUGUCAGCCAAUCACAGGAAACCGAGGAAAGGGUGUGAUUGACAGCGGUUGUUGCUUACCCAGAAUGCCCUGCGGGGCAGUUUGAAUGGCGCAGCGUUCUGUCAGGAGGAAGCGACUGCUUGUUGUACAGUGAAGUCCUAUCCCGGUGACCGGAGCGGGAGGAGAGCGAGAGCGGAGCAGACAGUGACCCCACGGCAGGGCCAUGAGCCGACUAUCCGGGGAUUAUGGCAUUUGAAGCCAGUGAUGCCAAGAAGCGGGACCUAGAUGAGGGUUGUACCAAUGAUCACCCAAGGAAAAGGGUCUCUGCUGCAGCCAAGCAGAACAUGAAGGAGGGUAAUAUUGCACAGGAAGAGUCGGUAUCUGUAGUGAACAGAACUCCGGGUCGGCAACCUUCAACCAGUGAUCAGCAGCUUUACAAAGUGGUGGUUUGUAAGAGGAAAGCCCCACACCAAGCACUGAGCCCCGCUUACAGAAGAAAGCAGCUUCAGAAAGGCUGGGGCUGUGACAUGGCAAAUAAGGAAAAUGAGGUUGCGGCAGGGAACCUGCAUGAGAAGCUCCAGAACGACAGGCACACCUUCCUGCUGAACCCCAGUGACUCCAGCUCCCCGCAGACUGAAGGGGCCUCCUCAAAGUACAGCAGCUUCUUUGCAGAGGUGUCCCAGGAUCAUGAUACAAUGGCGCAGGUCCUCUUCAGCCGAAACCUCAGGCUAAAUGUAGCUCUUACUUUCUGGAGGAAGCGCAGCGUGAAUGAACUUGUAGCCUAUCUAGUCAGGAUGCAAGAUCUAGGAGUGAUCGCAGAUUGUCUUCCAGUUCUAACGAACAGCCUUCAAGAAGACAAGGCCACGGUCUCGGUCGGCUGCUGUGUUGAUCUGUUACCACUGGUUAAAUCCCUACUGAAUAGUAAAUUUGAAGAAUAUGUUAUUGUUGGUCUUAACUGGCUCCAGGCGAUUGUGAAGAAAUGGUGGACGCAGUUAUCUACAAGCUCGGAAGAGCCAUCAGAUGAAAAUGUCCUGAUAUUAAAGCGUCAACUUAGUGGAAUGUGGCAACAAGAAAGUCACCUUGCAUCGGUACCAGGUUAUACUGGCAACAUAGCCAAGGACUUGGAUGGAUACUUAUCACAGCUCCGUUGAUACGAGGCUUCACCAAAUAUCCUGCACGUGUUUUGGGACUUUGAGACAGCAGACUUGAGGACCUUUCAGAAUCCUGGAACGCGGCCGAAGAAGAAACUAGUAAAACCACUAACUCAUCGAAGAGGGCUUUGUCUCCAAAACACGCGUUCACUAUACUGCCGCUGACUAGGUGGCGUCCGCCUGCUUCAUAUUGAAGUAGUCUUCUUUCCAAGUAGUGGUUUAACAGACUGAGGUAAUGUUUACCGAGUACUCCUGCGUGACGAACUUUGUGAAAGUCACUUAUCCCGAGGAGCAGGGAAAAAAAAACUUGAGUUUUUGUACCAUUGCAUCAUCACUGGGAUCAAGAUAUAUGAGAAACUGGCAUAUUGGAGAACUGCACUGUGUCUACAAGAACGUGCAAAACGAUGUGCCUAAAACUGACAUUUUAACACGGGACACUGGAUAUUGCAGCCGUUUUUUUGUUUAUUUUGUUAUAUUAUUUGAAACCCUAAUAUUAAAGAAGUUUUUGCAAUAGA